AUGGCAGAGGACAAAAGUAUCCUAGAAGGAGCCCCCGAGCAUGAGUGGGGGACAAGGCAUCAGUACCCAGACGUGUAUCCUGAGAGGCACCUAACCCCCUCCAAACCCUGCUCCCAGCGCUGCCAGCUUCUCACUACAGGACCUUUCCCUACAGGUACCAUGAUGUGGGGUGCAGGCAGACCCCUGGCCUGGCUCUCCGCUGGCUCAGGCAGCAUGAACAUGAGCAGUGUGGGCUCAGCGGAGGGGCCUACAGGCCCAGAAGCACCACUGCCAUCACCCAGGGCCUGGGACGUGGUGCUGUGCAUCUCAGGCACCCUGGUGUCCUGCGAGAAUGCGCUGGUGGUGGCCAUCAUUGUGGGCACUCCCACCUUCCGUGCCCCAAUGUUCCUGCUGGUGGGCAGCCUAGCUGUGGCAGACCUGCUGGCAGGCCUGGGCCUGGUCCUCCACUUUGCUGCUGUCUUCUGCAUUGGCUCAGCGGAGAUGAGGCUGGUGCUGGUUGGCGUGCUGGCAAUGGCCUUUACUGCCAGCAUCGGCAGCCUACUGGCCAUCACUGUUGAUCGCUACCUUUCUCUGUACAAUGCCCUCACCUACUACUCAGAGACAACGGUGACUCGGACUUACGUGAUGCUGUCUCUGGUGUGGGGAGGUGCACUGGGCCUGGGGCUGCUACCCGUGCUGGCCUGGAACUGCCUGGAUGCCCAGGCCACAUGUGGUGUGGUAUAUCCACUCUCCAAGAACCAUCUGGUGGUCCUGGCCAUUGCCUUCUUCAUGGUGUUUGGCAUCAUGCUGCAGCUCUAUGCCCAGAUCUGCCGGAUCGUCUGCCGCCAUGCCCAGCAGAUUGCGCUCCAGCGGCAUCUGUUGCCUGCCUCCCACUAUGUGGCCACCCGCAAAGGCACUGCCACCCUGGCUGUGGUGCUUGGCGCCUUUGCUGCCUGCUGGCUUCCCUUCACUGUCUACUGCCUGCUGGGUGAUGCCCACUCCCCACCUCUCUACACCUAUCUCACCCUGCUCCCUGCCACCUACAACUCCAUGAUCAACCCCAUCAUCUAUGCCUUCCGCAACCAGGAUGUGCAGAAGGUGCUGUGGGCCGUCUGCUGCUGCUGUUCCUCUUCUAAGAUUCCCUUUAGAUCCCGUUCCCCCAGUGAUGUCUAGUCACAUCCUGGUGACCGACCCUUCAGCCCUGAUCACUACAGAAUUCCAGAAUGUUAGGUCCUUCAGGGCUUUUUUCCAACUCCCUAGCUCCACACCCCCAAGACCCAGCUGGUUCUGGAGUUCUAGGACAUCGGGUGUUUCACAGGAUUCUGUUCAGAUCCCUGCAGGGCCCAGCGGGCUCUAUGGUUCUAGAAUGUUCAGGUGGUCAGGAUUCCACUCAGAAAUGUCCCACAGCCCAGCUGGCCUGGAGAUCCAGAAUGCUGCUGGGUGUUUUACAGUGCCAUUCCAAGUUCCUGAUCUUCUUCCCUCGACCUUGACCAUGUCUCUUUACUUCUGAAUUUC
This is a messenger RNA of Manis pentadactyla (Chinese pangolin), 1494 nucleotides long. RefSeq names its product G protein-coupled receptor 3 (gene GPR3). Gene Ontology annotation, biological process: G protein-coupled receptor signaling pathway. Gene Ontology annotation, molecular function: G protein-coupled receptor activity. Gene Ontology annotation, cellular component: membrane. Lineage: Eukaryota; Metazoa; Chordata; Mammalia; Pholidota; Manidae. The record is from RefSeq and is a predicted model, not a curated record. The coding region runs from base 1 to 1152 and encodes 383 amino acids. The transcript has a single exon.